AUGAGUAUGGACGAUAUAAUCGAGGUGGACAGUGAAGCUGGAGACACCCCUAUGGAGUAUGAAACCGAUAUUUGGCCGCAACAACAACAAUACGAAAAUAAACGGCGAUAUCACGGCUACCGAGAUGGAGCAUAUCUUUUGCCAAAUGAUAAGAGAGAACAGGAUCGUAUGGACUUGGAACACAGGAUAUAUUAUCUUCUCCUUAACGGCAAACUAUAUCGAGCUCCAUUGAAGGGAAACGUGGAGCGUGUACUUGACCUAGGGACUGGGACCGGUACCUGGGCCUUUGAAUUUGCAGAGCGCUAUCCUCGUUGUGAGGUUCUAGGGACUGAUCUAAGUCCAAUCCAACGACUGUGGGUGCCACGAAACUGCACAUUUGAGAUUGAUGACUUCGAAGAGGAAUGGCAGUACCCUGAAUCAAGCCUCUUCAACUACAUUCAUGCCCGCAACCUUGCAGGUUCCAUAUCGGACUAUGACAAGUUCUUUGUCCAGGCGUACGAAAACCUGCUUCCAGGCGGGUAUCUCGAGAUGCAAAACACAGAAGCAAACUUCUUUUCGGAUGACGGAACCCGCGAAAGGGCCGUGACAGCUAACUUAUGGCAAAAGUUACUGGUGAAAGGGUACCAGAAAUUUGGAAAACCGCUGAAUGUCGAGCAUACCUGGGCGGGAAAGAUGCGAGCAGCGGGGUUUGUAGAUGUUGUUGAAGAAGUCGUUAAGGUGCCUGUGGGACGGUGGUCGUUAGACCCAAAAAUGAAAGAGAUAGGUCACUACCAAGCAACGAAUAUUCGGGAAUGGCUGGAAUCGGGCUCACUGGCCGUAUUUACUCGGGUUCUGGGUUGGACCAUUGAAGAGCUCGAUGUUCUUUUUACAGCGGUCCAGAACGACUUUUCUGAUUUUCAGUCACACCUCUAUGUUCAGAUGAGGUUUGUGUAUGGCCGGAGACCGAGCUAG
Nannizzia gypsea CBS 118893 is the source of this 951-nucleotide messenger RNA. Its product is annotated as methyltransferase. NCBI's taxonomy places the organism in Eukaryota, Fungi, Ascomycota, Eurotiomycetes, Onygenales, Arthrodermataceae. The record is from RefSeq and is a predicted model, not a curated record. Gene Ontology annotation, molecular function: methyltransferase activity. The transcript has 10 exons. The coding region runs from base 1 to 951 and encodes 316 amino acids.